AUGCUGGGCGGGGCGGCGGGGGGCGCCCGCUCCCGCCCGCCCUCUGAUCUGCAGCAAGGUGUGGCUCGAUUCCCGCUGUACUCCUUGUUUCCGACACAGUCCGGCAACAGGCCGACCUUCCACAAAGUGACCGAGAGUCUGUUUUCAACGUCGCUGUCGACAUUCGGCGUGCCAACUCCACCGCCCAACUCGCCGUACUCACCGCUGCAUUUGGAGUUGCUCAAUUGCUCACAGCGGGUUCUUGUCACCGACAAGGAUCACAAUAAAAUGGAAGAACCUAAAUUGGGAAAAGCGUGUCUUCCUGAUACUUUAUGUUGUCCUGGUGACCAGAGGCAAAUGAUAGACGGAAUCAACGUCAUGCAACCACUCACUAUAAAGACUGAACAGGCAAAGCGUUCAUGCAACACUUGCCUCUCAAACUCACCCAAAAAGAUAAUGCACACAGACGGAGGCUGCAGUCGAACGAACCCAGUGACGUGGUUGGGGGUCGCUGGACAAAACGUACAGGUCCAGGUCAAGCGUGAACCCCAACACGUUCAAGUUUCGGAGCUUGUGGCCGUCAAGUUGGAACAGGCGUCCCCUGGUAACAAGCCCGACCACCCGCCACCGGCGAUACCGGCCUCUCUCAACAACGGUUCUAUUCCUGUCGGGAUUGCGGUCGCACGACAACGGGUAGGCGAUGCAGGCCUGCUUGCAGCGCUCUCACAAAAAGACACACAACAGCGAAUGCACGAUAUCGACGCGGCGCAGGCGGCCAUGACGGUCGGCGUGGCGAACGUACUCUGCGACGAGCGGCCCGCCCCGCUGGCGUGGCCCGCGCCGCCCGCCGCGCCGCCCCCCGCACCGCUCUGGCCCUACCCCGCGCCAGUCUCAAUGGAGAGUAUGAUGGUCGGCGGUGUAGGCGUCGGGGGAGUAGGCACUGUAGGAGGUGGAGUGUCAUCAGUUGGUGGGUUUCAGCUGGUUCGAGAACCCACUUCAGGAGCGCUGCUUCUGUUGCCUGCUCCACCAGAACUGCAGCCUGCUGUCGUCUGGGGCGGAGUUCCAUAUUCGUCAGCGCCUUUACUGUUACCCCCGGCGCCGCAUCAUUCACAUCAUCUCCAACUACUAUCCGGCGACCUUCUUGCCUCAACUGCGACGUUGCAACAUACCCACACGCAUUCUACGCGCCUAGUAACACUUGCGCCAGCACCUGCGCCACAACCCCAUCCUGCACAUACGGCAGACAAAAGAAAACCAAUCAUGCACCCUCUAAUCACCCCUCAUUUAAUCAAAAUUGAACCAGAACCGCCGCAAGAAAAACCACAACACUCAUACGUACCCGAACCAGUGCCGCAACCGAUGCUUGCGACGCACCUUUAUUACCAACCUGAUUUCGCGGAACAGCAACAAGUGUGCAGGAGUCAAGCCACGUCGCCCGCCACACCGCCCACACCACCUCCUGAAGCGCCAGAGGCUCCUGCACAUAAAGACGCAUCUAACCAAACAGAUCAUAUAGAUGACGAGGACGAGUCGCCGAACCAUGCUGAUGAAGAUGAAAGAGAUGUAGCCUGUAUUGGAGUUGCGCAUUACCCUGAAGAAAAUAUGAUGUCCAUGCAAACUCAGACACAGUUAUUACAGCCUCCUUCUAUAGAUUCAACUGAAGAUUCUUCAUCAGAGUGUCUCGCAAAUUCGGUAGUAGGUGCAGUGGAAAAAGCUAUCGAUACGAUGGAAAGAGAUGAUUCAUUAGGGGAUACUUCUAGUAGCGUGGGAUCCAACGAUCUAAUGAUAGACACGGCGCGAUCGACACCAAUAACUCACACUACAACACCACAGCCUAGGCUGCCCGUAGAUGUCAGUGGUUUAGAACUACUGUCAAAUAGUAUUGAACAGUUUGAGCGCACUACACCUGGAACAAGUAUGCCAGCAAUAGAUCCCACACCACUGACAAUCGACACGAGGACACCCACAAAACUGAAUAUUUUGAUAAAAACCUCACCCAAAUCUCCUCCAAGAACAGAGGCAGAACCUCAUAGAAGAUUUGAAUUUCCGCCUAUGGAUCCGAAUAAUGGCGAACAAACAAAACCUUCACUUGAUGGUCUUGGUUUGUUGUGUGCUUUAGCCGAACAAAGGUUUAUGGAGGAGGUAGAGGAAAGUCCUCCGACUGCUACGUCUGUAUCAACCCGUCCUUUGAUUAAAACCGAGCCCUUACUUAGUCCAACCGAAAGAAGUCGAUCAGUGGAAUCAUCAAUUAAUAAAAAAGACAGACACAGAAACAGAGAUGGCGACUCAUCCGGUGAGAGGAGGCGUAAACGUAGUCGGGAUAGAGAAGAACGGUUAAGGCAUAAAAUUGAAAAGAUGCGCCGACAUAAACGCGAAAGAGAAAGAGAUGAAAGCAGAAGUAGUGGUGGAGAAUUAGAGACAAGCUUAAGACGCGUAACAGCUUGUCCAUGUAAUUCCAUAACGUGCACACAUACUCCUAACGUACGGUCGGCCCACGCCCUCGCUAGUGCAAUAGAAAAAGACAUGCGCGAGAGAUUGUUAGAUUUGGAAAGACAGUUUGAUGAGAAAAAAGCACAACUGAAAGCGUUGAAUCCACCGUUACAAACUCUAUCAUCUUCUACUACGCCAUCUACACCUGCGUUAUCACCAGAUUCUGAUAGGGGAUCUUCUAAAAAACGAAAAGUCGGAAGACCGCGCAAGGUAUCUAGUCCUGAUUCUACAGAGACAAUAGUAGCGAAGAAACCAAAAUCUAAGAGCAGCCUUGUUGGCUAUCUACUAGCGAAACAAAAGUUAAGUAAAAGUGGUGGUAUUCUAUGCUCACGAGGAGAACCUUCGAGGGAAGAGCCCAACAGGACAAGCAAAGUGCGUCCUAAGUUGAAAGCUGAACCCAUUAUGAAGGUUUGUUCGGAAGAAGAUGAAAAUGGCGAAUGGGGCCUCAACCGAUCAGCGAGCUCUUCCAUGGAGAGUCUUAACGAAGUUAGACAGAAAAACAGAGAGAAAGUGGACCGACUAGCGAGAAAACAUUCAAGAGAUGAUAUUCCUGAACUUGAAUUUGCGUUACGGCGCGCUAGUGUUUCCAGUGAUAGUGAAAAGGAGAGGAGGCGGGCGAAAAAGAGACGAAAGAGUCAUAGAUCGAAAGACAAAACUGAUGAGGAGGUUAAAGACAAACCAACAGAAGUAGUCCCACAACCCAUAUCGAGGUGUACAUUGACAGAAGAUAAGCUGGACUCUUCGCCUAGAGUACUUACAGCCAGGGGAGGUCUCUUCUAUGCAGGCAAAGUGAGUGCGGUGCAGGCACCCGAUGUCUAUGCUAUCACACUUGAUGGCGAAAGGGGCAACAAGCCUCAUAUAUUAUCUAGAGAAGAAACCUUGAGAGAUGCUAUUUUGGAAGUUAGCCCUACGUCAGUAGCAGAAUUACCUUCUGGAACCAGGGUGUGUGCGUAUUGGUCACAGCAAUACAGGUGUCUUUAUCCUGGCACCGUAGCGGUUUCAUCCCCAGAUCCUCACGAUGAUAAAUUCGUCGCCGUGGAAUUCGAUGAUGGCGACUCCGGGAGAAUAGCCAUCGAGGAUAUUAAGUUUCUGGAACCCAAUUAUCCUGUUGUUGAAUACGAAAAUCCGUUAUUCACACUUGGCAAAAGAAGAAGAAAUACCAGUGUAAGCGCAGAAGAGAAGAAAAAUCCUAAUCCAGUUCCAACAACAAGUACAACAGAUCCUAAACCGUCUACAUCAGAUAUACCAGUAACGACACUUAAAGAGGAUGAAGAUAGAAAAGACAGAAAAAAAUUGAAAAAACACCGUAAAGACAAAAUAAAACGCCAGUCCAGCGAAGAUGAUCCCAACUCUGUAGAAUAUGUGAAGAAGAAAAAGAAAAAACAUAAAUGUUGCGAGGAACAUUGUAAACACAGGAGACAUCACAAGAAACACCAUCGGAAACAUAGAAAAAGGCAUCAUUCAAGCUGCAAAGAACAUUCUAGUUCUUCCGGAGAUGACCACCAAAGACAUAAAUCUUCAUCGGACUAUAUAGACUCUAAUAAGUCCAAUGAAGAUUCCGUGGAUUCCAAUGAUAGGUUAUCUACUCUAAUCGCUAUGGAGAAGUCUCCAGAUGACAAAAUGAAGACUGUUAUAAAGAAGGCGGUUCUGUCUAAAAAGACAUUGGUCAAGAACGCAGUCUUAGACUUCAGCAAUUUGGGCAAAAUCACUUUGAAAAAGGAGGAAGAACCUAAAGACAAUUUAAAAGACAGCGGUAUUGGCCUCGAGGAAGAGACUGCUGCAAAGAAGAAGGCGAAACGCCGUACAGUAUCGUCGACGUCGUCAGACGGUGGCUGCGGCGUGAGCAAGAUGGCGGCGUUCCUGCCCGGCGGAGCGCUCUGGCACUGGCUCGGCGCCGCCUACAGGCGCACCGCGCGCCCGCGCCACAGGAAGCUGUUCUACAGGGCCAUACAGCGGGGCGAGGAGACCCUAUCGGUUGGUGACGCAGCGGUAUUCCUGUCCACUGGCAGACCUGACCGGCCUUAUAUUGGGCGUAUCAUUGCGCUGUGGGAGGCUCGUGGAGCCAUGGCAGUUAGAGUCAAGUGGUUCUACCAUCCCGAAGAGACCGUGGGAUGUACAGGACAACUACAUUAUCCGGGAGGGUUGUUCGAAUCCCCUCACACUGACGAGAACGACGUGCAGACGAUCUCGCACAAGUGCGAGGUGUUGUCGCUGGCGCAGUACAAGGAGCGCAUGGGCGACGACCCGGCGCGCUACAGCUGCGUGUACGACAACAACGACGUGUACUACCUCGCCGGGAACUACGACCCCACGCAGCAACAGCUCCGCAUGGAGCCCGACAUACCGUUCGCCAACCAAACCACCUCCUAA
Molecule: messenger RNA, 4839 nt
Organism: Arctia plantaginis
Lineage: Eukaryota; Metazoa; Arthropoda; Insecta; Lepidoptera; Erebidae
Source: the annotation of a GenBank genome assembly